Messenger RNA from Cucumis melo (muskmelon), 2419 nucleotides. Its product is annotated as protein WVD2-like 7. The transcript has 8 exons. NCBI's taxonomy places the organism in Eukaryota, Viridiplantae, Streptophyta, Magnoliopsida, Cucurbitales, Cucurbitaceae. The record is from RefSeq and is a predicted model, not a curated record. Bases 371 to 1819 code for a protein of 482 amino acids.
GUCACAGACAAGACUUCCUUUCUAAUACACUCCUUCUUCAAAAGUGGGCCUUAUUACUCAAUACUCAUCAUCUUCUUCUUCUUCUAUUAUUAUUAUAAUAUUUUUCAUUUAAUAAUUAUUAUUGUGGCUGAUCUGAUCCAACUUCUCUCCUCCAGUUGCAUAGUUUUCCGUAAACUAGCUAUUUCUUUUUCGGCAAUGGCUGUUUUGGAAAAGUUUAAUUCAUUAGGUGAUAAUGACGAUGAACAGGAAUAAAGAUGAAGCUAGUAAAAGUGGUUGUCUACUGAUCUCCAUUUCUUGUUUCCACUGAAAAAUCCUACACCGCCCUAGCUCAACUGCUUUGGCUUUUAUUCAAUUCUGACAUUUCGAAUCUAUGGAGGAAUCGUUAGUGGUGGAUGUUCUAAACGACGAACAUACGGUGGAAGGGAAUGCUUCGACGAAACCACUUCUUGAGGUUUCGGUUUCUUUUGGUAGAUUUGAGAAUGAUUUAUUGUCUUGGGAGAAAUGGUCGACUUUCUCUCCUAAUAAGUAUUUGGAAGAAGUUGAGAAGUACGCAACUCCCGGAUCUGUUGCUCAGAAGAGGGCUUACUUUGAAGCUCAUUACAAGAAGAUAGCGGAUAGGAAGACUAAGUUACUGGAGCAAGAGAGGGAAAUGGAAUUUAAUACUACUGUAUCGAAUGGUGGAGCAGAUCUGAUGGAUCAUAGUGAAAGGGCUGAUUCUGAAUCCGAGACGUCCAACCACCAUGUUUCUGUUGAAGAAGUUGACCAAAGCACGAUGUUGACUGGUGAAGUCAGUAGUAGUGUUUAUCAUGAAGUGGUGAAGAAUGAUGUUGAAAGUAAUGUAGAAUGUGAAAGCUUACCAGAUGGUGAAAAGGAAGAGCCUGAAGGCAAAUUUGAUUGUGUUGGUUCCGACUCCGAGAUACGUAAACAAGAAGAGGUUGUAGUGAAAGAAGUAGAAACUCCUACUCCUCCGGUUGAAUCAUCUCAAACUACGAAGGAAACUCCACAAAAAUCGGUAAAUAAAGUAUCAGCAAUAUCUAAAGUCAAACAGCAGAUUCUGAAACCAAAUCGACCAAAAGAAUCUAAGAAGACCACUCCAAUAGUUAAGGAACGAAACAGUGCAGGUGUCAAGAAGAAACCGGUAUCGUCCACAGCCAAAGCACCCCAGACUUUGACCCCCAAGCUCUCGAAGACAACACCAGGACCCACCACACCUGCAGCGCGGUCUUCUGUGUUACGGUCCUCUGUAAACAAGGGAAGUAAUUCAUCUCUAUUAAGGAGCCGGAAUCCAUCUUCCGUUGAAAGCAAGAAAGUAGCGCCUAAGUCUCUGCAUAUGUCUCUUAGUCUGGGAACUCCCAACUCUGAUCCAUCUUCUGUUAACGGAAUUAGAAGAUCUUUCAUCAUGGAGAAAAUGGGCGACAAGGACAUCGUAAAACGGGCAUUUAAGACAUUUCAGAACAGUUUGAACCAAAUGAAAUCGUCUCCUCAGGAGGAGAAGUCUUCUGCUCCAAAGAUGGUUCCUGCGAAAGAGAGAGAAACAACAAAAAUCUCAACUUCCGUGGCUGCUAAAAAGGAGAAUGGAGGGAUGCACAAAUUAAGUGGUACAAUAAGAGGUGCAGAUAACAAAACUGCCAGGGUUGCUCCAUCUCAAAAGUUGGAAGGAAAAGUCAAUGCAAAAGUGAUUGGGAGAACAAACCUCCAAUCAAAAUCUAAGGUUGCCCCAUCUCAGAAAAUGGAGGAGAAAUUUAAUGCCAGAGAGGGAGGAAGAACAAAUCUUCUAUCAAAAUCAAAGGAUGCUUCAAGAAACGGGCUUCGCUCUUAAGUUUUGUAGAUUGGAAAUAAACCAUCAGGUACCCGGAGAUGCAUCAACGACCGAAACUAAAUCCACUGGACAUUGUUGGAAAUUUCUUCACCAUUCUCCUCAAAAGGCUUUGUCAUAAAUUCAUUGUAGCCGUCUUUGUCGAUCCAGAGUCUGUAGAUUGGAGAGGGAUAAUGAAGCAUAUGGUGUCAUUUUACGAGGUUCAUUAGUAAUAUACAGAAAGCUCGGGGGGAUCUGCUUGGAACAGCCCCCAUUUAUAUAUAUAUAACUAGAAAAGAGCAUCUGUGUGUAUGUUGUAUUGUCUUAGAAUUUGCCUUUACUUUCUUUCAGAUAGUUGCAAAUGGUAUAUAUAUAAUGUAUACUUCGUAGUACCCAUUUGCUACAUAAUGUUUGAUGAUACCACAAUCUUAGUGUAGAUGGAGGACUUUGGAAUAGACAUCAUGUUGUCUUUUUCCUUUUUUCGAUCGAAUAAUUUUCACUCAUUGUAAAAUCAAAGCUUUUGUAAUUCAUUUGGAUGAUGCUUAGAUUUGCACAUCAUAGACUGAAUGCUAUGAUGAAAUUUUAUCAAACAAUUUAAGUACAUGAAAAAAUGCCCUAUUGUUA